AUGGAGAAUAACGAUGGCACUGCCAUUUUAAACACUGGGCUAGAACCACGUGCUGAAGUUACCCAGCGAUUGCCUUUCAAAACUAAUCAAGAUGCAGUAAAGGAAGCUAGUCCUGCAAACGGCGUAACUAGUAGCAGCGAUGAAGACGCACAUGUACCUGUUACGGAAUUACACUUGAAAUCACACGAAUGGUUUGGCGAUUUUAUAACGAAACACGAAGUUCCACGCAAAGUUUUCCAUUCGUCCAUUGGUUUUAUCACAUUGUAUCUAUACACUCAAGGUAUUGAUUAUAAAAAGGUUCUAUGGCCUUUAAUAUACGCAUUCGUCACAUUGUUUAUUUUGGAUUUGACAAGAUUAAACUGGCCCUUUUUCAAUAUGCUUUAUUGUAGGACGGUAGGUGCCUUAAUGAGGAAAAAGGAGAUUCACACGUACAACGGGGUAUUGUGGUACCUCCUGGGGUUGGUGUUUUCCUUUAGUUUUUUUUCCAAAGACGUUACUUUGAUAUCAUUGUUCCUACUGAGUUGGUCCGAUACAGCCGCCGCGACGAUCGGAAGGAAAUAUGGUCAUUUAACACCCAAAUUGGCGAGAAACAAAUCUCUUGCAGGCUCGAUAGCUGCAUUUACAGUUGGGGCCAUCACCUGUUGGACAUUUUAUGGUUAUUUUAUACCAACUUACUACUACGUCAAUAAACCUGGAGAGAUUGAAUGGACUCCAGAAACAAGUAAAUUAAGCUUGAAUAUGUUAUCGUUGUUAGGUGGUGUGGUUGCUGCAUUGAGCGAAGGUAUUGAUUUGUUCAACUGGGAUGACAACUUCACUAUUCCUGUACUAUCAUCACUUUUCCUAAAUGCUCUAAUCAAAGCUUUCAAAAUAUAG
Molecule: messenger RNA, 873 nt
Organism: Saccharomyces eubayanus
Lineage: Eukaryota; Fungi; Ascomycota; Saccharomycetes; Saccharomycetales; Saccharomycetaceae
Gene: DGK1
Product: diacylglycerol kinase
Exons: 1
Coding region: 1-873 (290 amino acids)
Biological process (GO): phosphatidic acid biosynthetic process
Cellular component (GO): endoplasmic reticulum membrane
Molecular function (GO): ATP-dependent diacylglycerol kinase activity
Source: RefSeq, a predicted model, not a curated record